UGGAUACUCAUCAUGCCGAGCGGGAGAAGCGACUCUGCCGUUAAGCUAAUUAAAUACUCUGAGGAGCUUGUGGAUGGAAAACCAUUCUACGCCUUUUCCAAUUCUCGUCCCGUGAAGGCUUUGAACCGUGAACCUGCUGGUCACGCCUUCCACUCAGCUGCUCUCAAACUUCUUGGCUGUGCAGAGAAACCUAGCGCUGGUGAAGGUAGCAAUAAGAAAGUUGGUGAUGAUGAUAAAGAGGAGGAGUAUUCUUUUCCUUCAUUCAACCCUUAUGCCAACAACAAAGCGAAGAAGAAGAAGACGAAGCCUGGUGCACAGCAACAGCAAGACCACCAACAAGACCACUACGCGUUGUUGGGAUUGAGAAACUUGAGGUAUCUCGCAACAGAAGAUCAGAUAAAGAAAAGCUACCGCGAAGCCGCGUUGAAGCACCAUCCUGACAAACAACACGCUGCUCUCCUUCUGGCAGAGGAAACGGAAGAGGCCAAGGAAGCUAAGAAAGAUGAGAUAGAUUCUCGCUUCAGAGCGAUUCAAGAAGCUUACGAGGUGCUGAUGGAUCCAACCAAGAGGAAAAUAUUUGACUCCACUGAUGAGUUUGACGACGAGGAUUGCUCGCCGCAAGAGUUUUUCAAGGUGUUUGGUCCAGCCUUUAAGAGAAUUGCUAAGCUGUCGGCAACGGCGAGUCAGCGUGUACCGGAUUUGGGAGAUGAGAACACAAAGCUCAAAGACGUUGAGAAGUUCUACAGCUUCUGGUACGGUUUCAAGAGUUUGAGAGAGUUUCCUGACGGAGGAAAGCAUGACCUUGAGAAGGCAGAUUCGCGCCAGGAGCGGAGGUGGAUGGAGAGAGAGAAUGCCAAAAAAACCGCAAAGGAUAGGAAGGAGGACGACGUUCGAAUCCGGAAUCUAGUGGACAAUGCGUAUAGAAUAGACCCCAGGAUCGCGAAAAGAGAAGAGGAAGACGAGGCCAAGAAGCAGCGGAAGAAAGAAGCGAAGGUUAUGGCUGAGAAGAAGCGGGAAGAGGAAGCCGCCGAGAAAGAGAAGAGGAGGAAAGAAGAAGCAAAAGAAUCCGCCGAAAAACUAAAGAAAGAUAAGGAGAAAGAGAGGAAACUCUUACUCAAAGAGCGUAACCGUCUUAGAACUCUCUCAGCUCAUGUCCUGGCUCAGCGUCUCCUCUCCAAGGAAGAUGUAGAGAAUCUAUGCAUGUCACUAAACAUCCAGCAGCUGCAGAGUCUAUGUGAUACGAUGGGAAACAAACAAGGGAUAGAGUUAGCAAAGGUGAUCAAAGAACACGAAGCCAACUCUAAAGCUAAAGAAAAUGAGAAAGCCAACUUUAAAGAGAAAGAAUGUGAGAAAGCCAACUCUAAAGAGAAAGAAAGUGAGAAAGCUAACGGUGGUGACGACGCAGAGCCUACUAAAUUAGAUAACACUCAGAAGAAAGAAAAUGAGAAAGCAGACGGUGACACAGAACCUACUAAAUUAGAUAACAUUCAGAAGAAGCAACUAUGGAGCAAAGAAGAGAUUGAUAAGCUGAGAAAGGGAAUAAUAAAAUACCCAAAGGGGAUAUCUCGGAGAUGGGAGGUUAUAUCAGAUUACAUUGGUACAGGGAGAACCGUGGAGGAGGUUCUUAAAGCAACUAAGACCGUUCUUCUCCAGAAACCAGAUUCUGCCAAGGCGUUUGACACAUUCCUGGAGAAAAGGAAACCUACAGUUUCAAUCGCGUCACCUCUCUCCACAAGAGAGGAGGAGCUUGGAGAAUCUCUACCAAUGGCAAACAAUGGUGAAGCAAGUGGGAGUUCAGACGCAGAUGGUUGGUCGAGCGUGCAAGAAAGAGCUUUGGUUCAAGCUUUGAAGACGUUUACUAAAGAGACGAGCCAAAGAUGGGAGAGAGUAGCUGCGGCUGUUCCUGGUAAAACGAUGGUUCAAUGCAAGAAGAAGUUUGCUGAGCUUAAGGAACUCAUCAGAAGCAAGAAAACUGGAGUCUAAAGGGGAAAACAUAAUUGGAGAAUUUUGGGUUUUAAUAUUUUCGAGUUCUUUAUGUAUUGAGUCACUAGCAUAUAUCAUAUAUGUUUUACCUAAUCUAACGUCCAUAAAUCUUUCUCUCAACUAUAACAAACCGUAAUUAAGUAGCGAGAAAAAUACAGAAAGAUUAAGUUGUGAUGUUGUUCAUUUUUGUUACAAGGACCAAACAGGAGGCAUGUAAGCCCAUGGGAAAGAGAGACCCAAAGCCUCCUUGUGCUUGACCUAAUGAUGACCCAACAGUCACGUAACUAUUUCCAAUGUCUUGACCACCAAGAAGAAGCGUAAGGGCAUCACUCAUGCUGCUCUAGGUAAACAAGCUGGUAUCAAUCAUCCCAACAUACGGCAUCAGAAUCUGU
This is a messenger RNA of Brassica oleracea var. oleracea, 2375 nucleotides long. RefSeq names its product dnaJ homolog subfamily C member 2-like. NCBI's taxonomy places the organism in Eukaryota, Viridiplantae, Streptophyta, Magnoliopsida, Brassicales, Brassicaceae. Gene Ontology annotation, biological process: regulation of translational fidelity; 'de novo' cotranslational protein folding. The transcript has a single exon. The record is from RefSeq and is a predicted model, not a curated record. Gene Ontology annotation, cellular component: cytosol. Gene Ontology annotation, molecular function: ribosome binding; Hsp70 protein binding. The coding region runs from base 13 to 1983 and encodes 656 amino acids.